Molecule: messenger RNA, 621 nt
Organism: Schizosaccharomyces cryophilus OY26
Lineage: Eukaryota; Fungi; Ascomycota; Schizosaccharomycetes; Schizosaccharomycetales; Schizosaccharomycetaceae
Product: dethiobiotin synthetase
Exons: 1
Coding region: 1-621 (206 amino acids)
Biological process (GO): biotin biosynthetic process
Cellular component (GO): cytosol
Molecular function (GO): ATP binding; magnesium ion binding; dethiobiotin synthase activity
Source: RefSeq, a predicted model, not a curated record
AUGAAAUUAUUCGUCACUGGAAUUAGUACGGACGUAGGGAAGACAAUUGUAUCGUCCAUUCUCGUAGAAUCCCUACAAGCUGAUUACUGGAAACCGAUUCAAUCGGGGGAUUUAGAAAAUUCGGAUUCCCAUAAACUCAAAAGACUGAUCAGUAACUCAAAAACUCAUAUUCACCCAAAUAGUUAUGCCCUAAAUACACCAGCUAGUCCCCAUGUUGCAGCAAAACUUGACCAAGUUACAAUUGAUGUAAACUCUAUUGUUACGCCAGGAACUGAAAAUCCUCAUAUGGUUAUUGAAGGUGCAGGAGGAGUUUUUGUACCUUUGAAUGAUAAAGACAUGAUCAUUGAUAUAAUUCAACAAGAUUAUAAAGUUGUUAUAGUGUCAAGAAACUAUUUAGGAAGCAUCAAUCACACUUUGUUGACCAUUGAAGCUCUUCGGAACAGAAAUAUUUCCAUCGCCGGAAUCGUAUUUAGUGGAACCGAAAAUCCUGAAACGGAAAACUGGAUUUUACAAUAUUCUAAACUUCCUUGUAUUGGGCGAGUAAACGAAGAAAAUUAUUUUGAUAGGUCUGCAAUCUCCAAAUAUGCCGACUUGUUUCGUCCCAACAUAAUGACCCUAUGA